UUCAAUUCGUGACAGCGCAUGUCAAACAAACCUUGUUUUGUUCGAUUGAAUUUUGAACUUAAGAAGAUUAAAGAUAAAACGUGUAAAUAAUUAAUCCUAAGUACGAUGACCGAACGAGUGUGCUGUAUUCGAAAUUGUUUCAAUCCUCAAGAUAAAAAAAAUCGAAGAACAGUAUUCAAAUUUUGUGAGAAAUCUCCAUACUUUAAAACUUGGAUAAAUGCAAUUGGACCAAACUUGAGAGUUGGAAAGAAAACUCGCAAAAAUUAUUACAUUUGCGAACAACAUUUUGGCAGUAAUUUACAUCGAAGUCCUAUCAACAUAUUAAAGGAUGGAAAGGAGUUGACCCUGUUACGUAGGCGUCCAACAUUAAAAUCAACAAGUGUCCCAUACAUUUUUCCAGGAUGCUCCUCGAUUAUAGAUUCAAAUAAUCUUGAAAGUUCCUCGGUUAUAGAUUCAAAUAAUCUUGAAAGCAAAUUGUGUAUAGAUUCAAAUGAUCUUAAAAGCUCCUCAAUUUCUCGUUUUUCUGACAAUCAGUCACUACCUUUACUUUGCGACAAAUCUUCAUCACUGCUGCAUACACCAAUGGAAUGCACUUCAGAAAAUGUUUUUAAUACAACGGUGUUACUAAAGGAGUGGAAUGCGAGACCUUCUUAUCAGUCCAUGGGGUCAUGGGGUGUGAUGGAAACAAAGUGUGGAUUACUUUUCAUACUUUUUGAAAGCACUUCGGAACAUUGUAGCAGUACAAUACAGCGUUCUUUACUUGUAAAGAGUGACAUGACCAUCGAGUUACGUGCUCAUAAUCAUCCUGUCACUUAUCAUCUUUUGGAAAAGGUAACGUGCCUACAAGAUAUUUAUUUUUCAUUGCGAAAAAUAAGUGCAAUGAAAAUGUGCCAAGAAGAGUCCUGCACCAUUGGGUACUUUGAGCAGAAACCACAUUCACGAUCCAAUCUUUGUAAAGAUUGCCAAUUAAAGAACAAAAGAAAAAAAGAAAGAGAAAACAAACGUGAAAGGAGAGCAGCCGCCAGAAAAGCGAAGGAGGCACUUUGCAAGAAAAAUGUAAAACAAAAGUAUAAACGGAUAUACAACCAGCUGGAGAGGUACAAAGUAGAAUUAGAGAAUUUAAAAGUACAAUGUGCUUCACAAAAAGAGGAAAUUCUUGACGAAGCAAUAGCAAGCUUUCCACCUGUCAUGAAGAAGUCGAUUAAAGCAUGUUGGAGAAAUUCUCGCUCCAAUGACAAGCAUGGAAUGCGUUAUACAAAAGACUGGAUACUGGAAAGCCUGCUACUAAGAAUAAAAAGCCGUAAGGCUUAUGUUCAUCUUCGUUCACUUAACAUACUAGCUUUACCUACUAUUGGAACGCUUAAUAAAUACAUAAAAAACUUCAGCCCUAGUGGCUUUGCACUUUUCGCAAUGUUAAAAGAAAAAAGUACUGCUAUGAAACCUGAGGAAAGAAGAGGAACGCUGGUACAUGAUGAGAUGAAGUUAAGCGAAAGUGUGGCAUUCAUGGAGCACGACCUAUAAUUAUUAUUAACACAC
This is a messenger RNA of Cyphomyrmex costatus, 1536 nucleotides long. RefSeq lists its product as uncharacterized. The transcript has 6 exons. The record is from RefSeq and is a predicted model, not a curated record. Lineage: Eukaryota; Metazoa; Arthropoda; Insecta; Hymenoptera; Formicidae. Bases 106 to 1521 code for a protein of 471 amino acids.